CCCUUUGGGUUUCCAUUGUGGCACUCCCCUAGACGUAUAAACCAAUCAAAAAUGCAGAGUUUAUUUUCCACUAAAACGUUCAGUAAAUGUAACCCGUGAUGUUCGCCCUCGCAAGAAGGCAGCAGUUCAUGCUUGACACUGUUUUUCUUUAGGUUGUGCUGUUGCGCACAUAUUUAACGGACGUGCGUCUUUUCGUUUUGGUCUUUACACAUAUUUAACGGACGUGCGUCUGGUCGUUUUGGUCUUUAUUGAUGGACAACAUUAAUCGUUAAUUGCGCUGAACGUCUAAUGUCGAUCUAAAGCAGCCCGCAGGAGGUGAAGCGGAUUCCUCUGGAGCCCUCCCGCAAUUAUGGCGUCCGGAUAUAGGUACGGGUCGCGGACCAUAGGCAAAGAUGAUGUGAACUACAGGAUGCAUUUCCGUAUGAUCAACGAGCAGCAAGUGGAGGAUAUUACUCUGGACUUUUUCUAUAAGCCGCACACAAUAACACUGUUAACAUGCACAGUGCUCAGCUUGAUGUAUUUCGCAUUUACAAGGGACGAGACAAACGAAGACGCUAACUUGUGGGUGGGCCUCAUCCUGACCAUCUCCUUCUUCCUGGUCAUCAGUGUUCUGGCCUUCCCUAACGGACCAUUUACCAGACCACAUCCGGCGAUAUGGCGAAUAGUUUUCGGUCUGAGUGUGCUAUACUUCCUGUUCCUGGUGUUCAUCAUCUUUCUGAACUGGGAGCAGGUGAAGAACGUCAUGUACUGGCUCGACCCAAACCUGCGCUACGCCACCCGGGAGGCUGACAUCAUGGAGUAUGCAGUGAAUUGUCACGUGAUCACCUGGGAGCGAAUCCUGAGCCACUUGGACAUCUUUGCCUUCAGUCACUUCUGGGGCUGGGGCAUGAAGGCCCUGCUCAUCCGCAGCUACGGUCUCUGUUGGACCAUCAGCAUCACCUGGGAGCUCACUGAGCUGUUCUUCAUGCACCUGCUGCCUAACUUUGCUGAGUGCUGGUGGGACCAGGUGAUCCUGGACAUCCUGCUGUGUAAUGGAGGAGGCAUCUGGAUGGGCAUGACUGUCUGUCGCUUCCUGGAGAUGAGGACCUAUCACUGGGCCUCCAUCAAGGACAUCCACACCACCACAGGGAAGAUCAAACGUGCUGCGCUCCAGUUCACCCCGGCUAGCUGGACCUACGUCCGCUGGUUUGACCCCAAGUCUUCCCUGCAGCGCGUCACUGGGGUCUACCUCUUUAUGAUCAUCUGGCAGUUGACAGAGUUGAACACAUUCUUCCUGAAGCACAUAUUUGUGUUCCCGGCGUGCCACGCCCUCAGCUGGUGUCGAAUCCUCUUCAUCGGCAUCAUCACAGCUCCCACCGUGAGGCAGUAUUAUGCCUACCUCACAGACACACAGUGUAAACGGGUUGGGACACAGUGCUGGGUGUUUGGGGCCAUAGCGUUCCUGGAGGCCUUGGCGUGUAUAAAGUUUGGAAUGGAGCUGUUCUCCAAGACCCAGGUCCUCUAUGUGCUGGUGUGGCUUGUGUGUGUGGCCAUAAUCACAUUCCUGUGUCUGUAUGGGAUGGUGUGGUAUGCAGAGAUCUAUGGUCCCAAAGAGAAGAGCUACUCUGAAUGUGAGGACAGCAACUACAAUGAGGACUUUGUGUCAGAACAAUGUAAAGGAGAACUGCAUUCUGAGGGUGAGACUCCUCCCACCCGGCGGCGGGGGCGGAGUUCAGGGAAGAACAAAUCCACCAAUGGGCUGAGGAAGAAGUAAUGCAAGGCCUGCCAUCCAUGGUGGAGUCCCGCCCUCUUCUCCUCUCUGAACCCCAGACCACGGAGGAAGAGGUGCAUGUUGGGAGAGGCGGAAGAGAAGCGGGACUGAGAGAAAGAAAGGAAAGAUGCAAACACUUUCCCUGUUCAACAUUUAACGUACGGAGAACCACCCAUCCAUAAGAGGGGAGAGUGUGGGCCCAGCUUAGAGGCAUGUUCAGUGGACAGGAUAGACAGACACCAUGUCCAUGCAGGGAAGGAAAGAGGGGAGCGUGGUCUAUAGAUCAGAUACCUACUGGUGGCUCACACGGUCAGAGCUCCUACCUACCCUACUGCUGAUCAGUGUGUGUGUGUCUGCGUAAGCGUGUGUGUGUGUGAUGGCAAUAUUGCUUAUCCUCAGUCAGAACAGAAGAAUGCAUGUUACAUUGUACAGGAGUUGGUAAACUACUGUGAUUGACUACAUUUAUCCUAUACGACAUUCAUGUGCUUCAGCCCAUAGAAUUAGGAAUUAUAAUACUAGAAUGGACAUGAACCUUCUUAUGAUGGUAUGAAGGUUGUCAACCAUUUU
Messenger RNA from Coregonus clupeaformis (lake whitefish), 2317 nucleotides. RefSeq names its product phosphatidylserine synthase 1. Gene Ontology annotation, biological process: phosphatidylserine biosynthetic process. The record is from RefSeq and is a predicted model, not a curated record. Gene Ontology annotation, molecular function: L-serine-phosphatidylethanolamine phosphatidyltransferase activity. The transcript is spliced from 13 exons. NCBI's taxonomy places the organism in Eukaryota, Metazoa, Chordata, Actinopteri, Salmoniformes, Salmonidae. Bases 350 to 1753 code for a protein of 467 amino acids.